Molecule: messenger RNA, 4009 nt
Organism: Pongo pygmaeus (Bornean orangutan)
Lineage: Eukaryota; Metazoa; Chordata; Mammalia; Primates; Hominidae
Gene: SNCAIP
Product: synuclein alpha interacting protein
Exons: 12
Coding region: 616-3528 (970 amino acids)
Molecular function (GO): ubiquitin protein ligase binding
Source: RefSeq, a predicted model, not a curated record
GCCUUUCCAAGUUUGCACCAGGCGACCCCGGCGGGUGUCGCCCCGUGCUCCCCAAGCCCCGGGCCCCCUUUGUGCCGCGAGUCUCGGCUGCUCCGGGCAGCAGAGGCGCCUCUGCAGAAAGGGUUUGGGGGGGAGGUCUCUAUAGUAACAGUGGUGGCGGCAGCGGCUGCUUUACUGGGGAAAGGGGGAAACAACCCCCGCCUCGGUUUCCAAAGGAUUGUUCUUUUCAUUUGCCCGCCUCAUGUGGUUCUUAUUCUUGCUGUCACCCGAGAUCUUAUCGCAGGCAGGGAUGGGCAGUUCCGCGGCUCGGAAGAGCUGAGAUAAGGAGGGGCGAAGUAAUAGUAAUAGCGACAGUACUAACAACGGUAAUAAUAGCUGUAGAAGAGGGACGUCUGGUGUUGCUGCCGCCCCUCGCUCAUCAGCACCAGCUCCCCGACUGCCCUGUCCAGCCCGGGCUCCGCCAGCCUCCCUCUAGUGCUGUCCUGCAUCCCAGGCUGGUCCGCGUGGAUUUCAGAGGGAAUGUUUCUCUCUUGGCCUUGUCUCUUGGCGAUGAGUUUCAUCUGCAGGUGGAAUUUAUAAGUAUUUGACCAUACUCAAAAUGUGCAAGGAAGAAUAAUGGAAGCCCCUGAAUACCUUGAUUUGGAUGAAAUUGACUUUAGUGAUGACAUAUCUUAUUCAGUCACAUCACUCAAGACGAUCCCAGAACUGUGCCGAAGAUGUGAUACACAAAACGAAGACAGAUCAGUUUCUAGCUCUAGCUGGAAUUGUGGCAUCUCAACUCUUAUUACAAACACGCAAAAGCCCACAGGAAUCGCUGAUGUGUACAGUAAGUUCCGCCCAGUGAAGCGGGUUUCGCCACUGAAACAUCAGCCAGAGACUCUGGAGAACAAUGAAAGUGAUGACCAAAAGAACCAGAAAGUGGUUGAGUACCAGAAAGGGGGUGAGUCUGACUUGGGCCCCCAGCCUCAGGAGCUCAGCCCUGGAGAUGGAGUGGGUGGCCCACCAGGUAAGAGCUCUGAGCCCAGCACAUCGCUGGGUGAACUGGAGCACUACGACCUCGACAUGGAUGAGAUUCUGGAUGUGCCUUAUAUUAAAUCCAGUCAGCAGCUUGCCUCUUUUACCAAGGUGACUUCAGAAAAAAGAAUUUUGGGCUUAUGCACAACCAUCAAUGGCCUUUCUGGCAAAGCCUGCUCUACAGGAAGUUCUGAGAGCUCAUCAUCCAACAUGGCACCAUUUUGUGUUCUUUCUCCCGUGAAAAGCCCUCACUUGAGAAAAGCAUCAGCUGUCAUCCACGACCAGCACAAGCUGUCCACUGAAGAAACCGAGAUCUCACCUCCUCUGGUUAAAUGUGGCUCUGCAUAUGAGCCUGAAAACCAGAGUAAAGACUUCCUAAACAAGACAUUUAGUGAUCCUCAUGGUCGAAAAGUUGAGAAGACAACACCAGACUGCCAGCUCAGGGCCUUCCACCUACAAUCCUCAGCAGCAGAAUCCAAAGCAGAAGAGCAGGUCAGUGGCCUAAACUGGACCAGCUCCCAAGGCCCAGAAGAAAGGAGUGAAUAUCUGAAAAAAGUGAAAAGCAUCUUAAACAUUGUUAAAGAAGGACAGAUCUCUCUCCUGCCACACCUAGCUGCAGACAAUCUAGACAAAAUUCACGACGAAAAUGGAAACAAUCUAUUACAUAUUGCGGCAUCACAGGGACACGCAGAGUGUCUACAGCACCUCACUUCUUUGAUGGGAGAAGACUGCCUCAAUGAGCGCAACACUGAGAAGUUGACUCCAGCAGGCCUGGCCAUUAAGAAUGGUCAGUUGGAGUGCGUACGCUGGAUGGUGAGUGAAACAGAAGCCAUUGCAGAACUGAGUUGUUCUAAGGAUUUUCCAAGCCUUAUUCAUUACGCAGGUUGCUAUGGCCAGGAAAAGAUUCUUCUAUGGCUUCUUCAGUUUAUGCAAGAACAGGGCAUCUCGUUGGAUGAAGUAGACCAGGAUGGCAACAGUGCUGUUCACGUAGCCUCACAGCAUGGCUACCUUGGAUGCAUACAGACUUUGGUUGAAUAUGGAGCAAAUGUCACCAUGCAGAACCACUCUGGGGAAAAGCCCUCCCAGAGCGCUGAGCGGCAGGGGCACACCCUGUGCUCCAGGUACCUGGUGGUGGUGGAGACCUGCAUGUCGCUGGCCUCUCAAGUGGUGAAGUUAACCAAGCAGCUAAAGGAACAAACAGUAGAACGUGUCACGCUGCAGAACCAACUUCAACAAUUUCUAGAAGCCCAGAAAUCAGAGGGCAAGUCACUCCCUUCUUCACCCAGUUCACCGUCCUCACCUGCCUCCAGAAAGUCCCAGUGGAAAUCUCCAGAUGCAGAUGAUGAUUCUGUAGCCAAAAGCAAGCCAGGAGUCCAAGAGGGGAUUCAGGUUCUUGGAAGUCUGUCAGCCUCCAGCCGGGCUAGACCCAAAGCAAAAGACGAAGAUUCUGAUAAAAUCUUACGCCAGUUAUUGGGAAAGGAAAUCUCAGAAAAUGUCUGUACCCAGGAAAAACUGUCCUUGGAAUUCCAGGAUGCUCAGGCUUCCUCUAGAAAUUCUAAAAAGAUCCCACUGGAGAAGAGGGAACUGAAGUUAGCCAGGCUGAGACAGCUGAUGCAGAGGUCACUGAGUGAGUCUGACACGGACUCCAACAACUCUGAGGACCCCAAGAAUACCCCAGUGAGGAAGGCUGACCGACCAAGGCCACAGCCCAUUGUAGAAAGCGUAGAGAGUAUGGACAGUGCAGAAAGCCUGCACCUGAUGAUCAAGAAACACACCUUGGCAUCAGGCGGACGCAGGUUUCCCUUCAGCAUCAAGGCCUCCAAAUCCCUGGACGGCCAUAGCCCAUCUCCCACCUCAGAGAGCAGUGAACCAGACUUAGAAUCCCAGUAUCCAGGCUCAGGGAGUAUUCCUCCAAACCAGCCCUCUGGUGACCCUCCACAGCCCAGCCCUGACAGCACUACUGCCCAGAAAGUUGCCACAAGUCCCAAGAGUGCCCUCAAGUCUCCAUCUUCCAAGCGCAGGACAUCUCAGAACUUAAAACUGAGAGUUACCUUUGAGGAGCCUGUGGUGCAGAUGGAGCAGCCUAGCCUUGAACUGAAUGGAGAAAAAGACAAAGAUAAGGGCAGGACUCUCCAGCGGACCUCCACAAGUAACGAAUCAGGGGAUCAACUGAAAAGGCCUUUUGGAGCCUUUCGAUCUAUCAUGGAGACACUAAGUGGCAACCAAAACAAUAAUAAUAACUACCAGGCAGCCAACCAGCUGAAAACCUCUACGUUGCCCUUGACCUCACUUGGGAGGAAGACAACAGAUGCCAAGGGAAACCCUGCCAGCUCCGCCAGCAAAGGAAAGAAUAAGGCAGAAAUGUACAGCAGCUGCAUCAAUCUUUCCUCUAACAUGCUGAUUGAAGAGCAUCUGCAUAACGACGCACGGCAUAAUGACAUCAAUAGAAAAAUGAAGAAAUCCUACAGCAUAAAGCACAUUGCUGAGCCAGAGUCAAAAGAACUCUUCUUGUAAAUCACUUUUUAAAUUUUCUCCCACUGAUGCCCUUUGGAAAUUAUUGGAAAUUUCUGGACUAUCCUCUGUGGAAAGAGAACCAUGAUAACAAUGCCUCACCAGCAGAAGAACAGAAUAUCAGGAUGCCUUAAAUUUAUAGUAGUAGACUGUAAAAGAUUCAUUUUGGGGUGAUAUCUGUAUAUAUAACUUGUUUUUUUAAAAGAUGCUGUUUAAAAGCAUGAUUGGGAAAAUGUAUGUUUUUUAAGAGUAGAUUGAUUCACCCUACCCACAGGACGUUCACUAAGCCACUGAUGCCAUUUUAUAUUUCAUCAAUUGCAUGAGUAUUUGCUAAUGUUGAUUGAACUUCCCUUUCCCCAUAAUGUGGGCAGAUUUGGCUCAGCUCUUUCAUGAGAUCAGGUCGGUGGUAUUGUUUUCUGUCAAGAGUGUUUUUUCUGUCAUUUCUACUUUUUGUAUAAAGGAAAUAAAACAAUGUUAACAGCCA